GAUAGUGAUGACAUUGGGAAUGGGCUGCUUGCACUCAGGGCUAUGACGUAUUCCCGUUUUGAAAUAACACGAAACUUACGUUUCCAGUAGCACUGUGUUUACAUUCAGUAAGACAGCAACGUCUAAUUUUUUCUUUUUUUUCAAUAAAGGAGUCUUACAAUAAAGUUAGCCAAUGUUGGGCUAAUGUUAGCCUGUGUUUUUGUUUUUAUUAAUUGUUGUUUUCUUACCUUCAAAGUAGUUUAUGUAUGACUAAGCAUGUAGUCUAACACCUUUCUCCAGCUUACUAAAAGAGGCGUUAUUACGUAUAUGAUGAACGUUAUUCGGUUUCAGAAAAUCCUGUAGACACCAGGUAUCAAUAGCAUCAUUGUCGUUAUAGAGGAUGAGCCUGAAGCAGAAGUAUUUGUGCAAGUAGCCCAGAACAUAGACUUGUAUAUAGAUGCCACUUUGGCCCAUUGCUGCGAUAUGCCACUGUGUCUGCCAUAUUGAUCCGGGCAAGACUGCUCUAUUAACAAAACAGAAGUUAACGGGGGAUGUUUCUUCGGGGGAUGCUGUGGAUUUUCUGGAUAAAAACCACAAUAACGUUUACAUUUCUUAAACGAUUUCAAUGGUUUAUGAUCUACGUGAAGUAUAAAAAAGUUGUGUCUCAAGUUCCUUACCAUCUCGAUAUUUAAACUUGGAAAAUUAUUCGUUGUCAAGGAAUUGUUAAAACUCAUGCUUAAAGCAUGUAUUUGGCUUAUUUUUCUUGGUUAAUAAAUACUGAGGCAUCCAUAAUAUAAUAUAAUGCAAUGUACAUGAAAUGUGCAUAAAGUUGUUUUUUAUUAUUAUUAUUAUUAUUAUUGUCGGGAAAAAAAAUCCUUUCUUCUACCCCAUCUUUUAACUUUUCUUUUGCUCCAGGUCAGAAUUCUGUUAACAAAAAGCUUGUUUAUUUUUAAAUACUGAAACAAAUCAAACAUGGAACCUCGGCGUUCACCUUUUGUUAGCAACAAGCUAGUCAGGUAACUGAUUGCUUUGAGGAGUGAUGUAGAUUUACUUCAAUACAACUGUGUAGUCAAUGUUCUACAUUUAACAAGCAAACAUGUCUGUAUGUUGAUUAUUCUGAAGCACAAAACUUGUAUAUAAGCUAUAACUUAAAAAAAAAAAAAAAAAAAUACUAUGUUGUUUACUAUGUUGUUGAUGCUGUGAGCAGCCAUGUUGAUUUGACAUCACUUGCUGAACUCCAAUUGAAUUUCCAAGUAGGAAUUUCGAGUUGGGGGGUGGUGUUUUGUUUUUUUCUUAGACGGAGGUCAGAUUGUUUCCCGCAGCAAUGCAGCAGCGCAUUAGUCUGUCCAGCUGCGUCACCUCAUCUGUACCCUCCGCCAAAACACAGGUUCCAAAGGUUCAACUUUCAUGCUAAUCUUGCAGUCAACACCAACAUGUGAUCUUGGGUGUCACUGGAAAAUGUUUACACCCCUCAAGUGUUUUGAACUCGCCUCUACUGCAGCCAUGUGGGAGUUCCGGUCUAUGUCUUUCUGGCGGGCUGUUUUUGCCGAAUUCUACGGCACAAUGUUCUUCGUCUUCUUUGGGCUUGGUGCUGCUUUGCGCUGGACCACCGGUGCUUACAAUGUGCUCCAUGUGUCCUUCUGCUUUGGGCUGGCAGCUGCCACGUUCAUCCAGUCCAUCGGUCACAUCAGCGGUGGCCAUAUCAACCCAGCCGUCACCUUCGCCUAUGUGGUCAGCUCCCAGAUGUCCCUGUUCCGUGCUUUCUUCUACAUCUGUGCUCAGUGUUUGGGGGCGCUGGCUGGUGCUGCUGUACUGUAUGGGGUGACACCCAACAACAUGAGGGGCAACCUGGCUCUCAAUACACUGCAGCCUGGCGUUAGCCUGGGCAUGGCCACUACAAUGGAGGUAUUCCUGACUCUGCAGCUGGUGGUGUGUGUCUUUGCUGUAACCGAUGAUCGGCGUAAUGGCCGUCUGGGCUCUGCUGCUCUAGCCAUUGGCUUCUCCGUGCUCAUGGGACAUCUGCUUGGGAUGUACUAUACUGGUGCUGGAAUGAAUCCUGCCAGGUCCUUUGCUCCUGCUGUGCUUGUCAGGAACUUUAUCAACCACUGGGUGUAUUGGGUUGGCCCUUUUAUUGGCGGUGCUCUGGGUGCUCUGCUCUACGACUUCCUGCUGUUCCCACGCAUGCGUGGCUUCUCUGAAAGAAUCGCCGCGCUCAAAGGCAGUCAACCUGCCGAAGCUGAAGGCCAGCGGGACACACGGGGCGAACCCAUUGAGCUCAAAACACAAGCUCUAUAAACAAACAGUCAGGAAAGGUUGGCAUUCUCACCCUUAUCACCUCACCAAUUACCUACACGCUUCACGACCCGCUGUGCCCACAUUUAUCCCUUUUUCAACCUCACUCUGCAUCCGGAGUCUGGGCAUGUUGAAACAUCUCCCACAUCACUUUAACCUCACCCCUUCAGACUGCAUGACCUAGAAUGAGGCUUAGUAGAAGACUUUGGCACGUAGGGCGGCGCUCUGUGGCUAAAUCUGCUCAGGACAGGAGCGUCUCUCGGAAUUGUAGUUGACUAGGAGUGCGCUACAGUAGUGGACUUCAUUCUGCAUGCUUUUCCGCUUUCACAGUGUUCUUGAGUGUUCGCUAUUGUUUUAGCAAGUUUUUGCUUUUGUUUUGUUUUUAUCUUUUACUACAUUAUAUCAAUUGAAAGUAAUUUCAAGGCAACUGAGACAUACUUCCAGUUGUGUGCGUGUGUGUGUGUUUUAUUGAGUUUUUAUUUUGGCUUUUUAUUCCCAUUAUACUGUGUUUGUAUAAGGUUUUAUAUUUCUAAGUGAUAGACACCUCCACUUUAUCCAUCGGCACAUUAUGGUGUCUUAAUAAAGCAAUAAGACAUGAGAGGGCAUGCAUUACAGUGAUUUUGUCAUGGAUAAGGGGUUUCUUAGGCAUGACACAUAGCAGAGUGCCUAAAACCCACCUUCCCCAUGAUAAGUUCACUAACACAUGCCCUCGAGUAGCUUAUUGCUUUUAUAAAAUGGUGACAAAAACAAUAUGAUAAAAUCCAUGUAAAGCCAAAUACUGAAUCAGCACAGGGCAGCAUAACACACUCAGAGGAAAGUGCUAUCUACCCUCUUCAACCUACAUGAGCUCACAGAUGCCUACGACUGCUUAGUGCCACUCUGAUUGACAAGGGAAAUAUUAAUGCAAAUGCAAAUGAAUGCUUAAUGCUUUAAUGCUUAAUUUGCUCAGUGCUACUCUAGCUUCCAGCUGUGGUGGCUGUGGUAUCAUUCGUAUUCAAAUUUGUGAUCUGAUGAAUUUGAAAUCAUUAUUAAUAAUGUUCACUGUAAGCAGUCCUCCAUGCAGUGUAGUCUGUUAACAGUAAGCUUUGGUGAAAAGCAACAGAACAGACAAAGAUUAGGGCAUCUAUGGACAUAACUUAUUCAGAUAUUAACUGUAAUGCGGUCACAUGUGCGAGGAUUUCAGAUUUUAUUGAGGCGUAGAUCAUGGCUCAGUCAAUCUGAAUUUAGAGAGCUGAAACGAUCCGUUUUAUAAUUAAAAUUUUUAAUAGGCUUUAGCGGUUUAAACUCAUUAUUCUCAAUCUUUAAAUGAUAGAAAAUGUCAGUUUCUAGUCUCAUUUUCUCCCUCAUCAACACAACCACAGAAAAGGAAAUGUCCCAUCUGUGUAUUAUUUCAAACUCAUGUUAACUGACGCUGUUUUUGGAUUGUGGCUUGUAUUCAGCUUGCUCUUUUUUGGCAUGCAUUUCCUAGUGAUUCUCAAACAUCCAUUGCUAUAAGACUUGGCAUGCGUAGGUUUAUUGUUUCUUACAACUAGUUUGGUUACAUCAUGUGUGUUGAGUAGAAGUUUACUAGAUAACAUCGGAUUUGUCAUGGACCUCAGCUUAUUUUUGUUCUUGUGGUGAAAAUGCAUGACUCUAGUUUAAGUUCAGCAAAUGUUGUUUUGAAUGCAAACUGAGUGCAUGAAGGUGCAGUGAUUUAUAUCUUUUUUUUUUUCCUCUUACUGUUGGGGGGGAGGGAAUUUUUAUGUUUAACAAUUUUUAAUGUCUGUUCGCUUUUGUAUAAUCAGUGCCAGCUUUUCCUACCCAUGAAGGUGAUGCUGGUGAGAUCUCGAGGUUUCUCCACAGCUUCACUUCUAUUAAUGUUAAACGUAAAUCCUUGGCUUAUUUCUUCAUUUGUCUUCACGUUGCUGCAGGUGUCCUGCUGUUUCAGGAGCAGUGAAUACACAGACAAAUGCAUGCUCUGUUUGAGUGUUUGAUGUGCUGCUUUUAUCUCUCUAACCUAAAUGUUCCAGUCAGAUUCUUCCAUGUUUACAUCAAUAGAAAUCAUUUUGUUCUCGAGAUGUACAGUGUAAAGAUUUCCUUAUUUUGUAAUUCCAAGUGUUCAAACUAGACAAAUAUACAUGAAUGAUCAUU
Molecule: messenger RNA, 4401 nt
Organism: Ictalurus punctatus (channel catfish)
Lineage: Eukaryota; Metazoa; Chordata; Actinopteri; Siluriformes; Ictaluridae
Gene: mipa
Product: major intrinsic protein of lens fiber a
Exons: 5
Coding region: 1387-2274 (295 amino acids)
Biological process (GO): transmembrane transport
Cellular component (GO): plasma membrane
Molecular function (GO): water channel activity
Source: RefSeq, a predicted model, not a curated record